Oldenlandia corymbosa var. corymbosa is the source of this 2593-nucleotide messenger RNA. Lineage: Eukaryota; Viridiplantae; Streptophyta; Magnoliopsida; Gentianales; Rubiaceae. The record is from the annotation of a GenBank genome assembly.
UACCUCUAUCAGGUUAAUUUUGGUAAGUGAGUAGAGUUUUGGCCUUUCGGGUUAGAAGCUCAUCCAUCUUUGUGUUUUCUGUUACCCCCGCCCCGCCCCCCCUUUUUUUUCUUCCAUUUUCUAAUUAUCAAAUGGAUUUUCUGUAAUUCAGAUCAUCCAUCUGUCCUUAAUCAUUGAUUUUUAGCUUAAAUUAUAUUUGUUGGAGUGCAAUUAUUGGAUCCCUAUCUGCAUCCACACAAGCUUGUCCGCAAAAAGAAAAACAUUUGCUGACAGAUUAAUUCGUAAAGAACGUUUGAUAUAAUCCAAUUCUUGGGUUUUAUGUUUCUCCUGCUCUGAUUUUUCUCCACGGAACACAUUUGCUUCCCAGUUUCAUUUGGUUGGCUUUUCGUCUUUGUUCUAGACUUCUGGUAAUGUCCUGCUGUUCAGAAGUUGAUGUUUGAGUGGCCAACAUAAGAUCUAUUGUUUUCCAGCCGAUAAGUCCAUCAAGCUGAGCUUUGUUUAGGAAAACUGGUCGCCUAGUAAAAUUAUUUCUAGAAACUGGAAUCUGCUAGAAGUUUCUUUUGUCCAGGUUAUGGCUUCUUUGUCCAUGCAGGGUAAUGAAGAAAGCCCCUUUUUAUUGUAUUGAAACCGAUGCCUGUCAAGUGCUUGUUGUGAGUUUUUCCAUAUUGGCAGAGUUUUUUAGUUGUGUAGAAGAUUUGUGUCCAAAUAGCUGCUCCAUGUUACACAAACCAUGUUAUUUUUUGUAGUUUCUGAUUUGAAAAUAACACAAACCAUGUAAUCUGCUCAGGACACAGAACUGUUGUCCGGCCGAGAUUAGAAUUCGUGAAGGGCUUCCAUUCAAGAAUGAAUCCUCCCAAGAUCAAGCGUAGAGUGGGUAAAUAUGAUGUUGGAAGAACUAUUGGUGAGGGAACAUUUGCGAAAGUCAAGUUUGCAAGGAAUUCUGAGACUGGGGAGCCUGUAGCCCUCAAGAUUCUUGAUAAAGAUAAGGUCCUUAAGCACAAGAUGGCGGAACAGAUAAGACGUGAAGUGGCAACGAUGAAGCUUAUAAAGCACCCACAUGUUGUUCGUUUAUAUGAGGUUAUGGGAAGCAAGACUAAAAUAUAUAUUGUUUUGGAAUUUGUCACUGGCGGAGAGCUUUUCGACAAGAUUGUAAAUCAUGGACGUAUGAAAGAAGAUGAAGCAAGAAAAUAUUUCCAACAGCUUAUUAAUGCUGUUGACUAUUGUCAUAGCCGAGGAGUUUAUCACAGGGAUCUAAAGCCGGAAAAUCUGCUUUUGGAUGCUUCCGGGAACUUGAAAGUUUCUGAUUUUGGGUUAAGUGCACUAUCUCAGCAAGUCAGGGAUGAUGGUUUGCUUCAUACUGCAUGUGGAACUCCAAACUAUGUAGCACCUGAGGUGCUGAAUGAUCGAGGCUACGAUGGGGCAACAGCUGACUUGUGGUCAUGUGGUGUCAUACUGUUUGUAUUGCUUGCAGGAUAUUUGCCUUUUGAUGAUUCUAAUGUUGUGCACCUCUACAGAAAAAUUUCUUCUGCAGAAUUUACUUUUCCUCCGUGGCUAUCAUUUGGUGCAAGAAAGCUUAUUACUCGAAUCCUGGAUCCAAACCCGAUGACGCGCAUUACAGUCUUGGAAAUUCUUGAAGAUGAAUGGUUUAAGAAAGACUAUAAACCACCCGUGUUUGAUGAGAAAGAAGAUAUAAACUUGGAUGAUGUUGAAGCCGUUUUUAAAGAUUCUGAAGAGCAUCAUGUUACUGAGAAAACUGAAGAGCAACCGGUUGCCAUGAAUGCAUUUGAGCUGAUAUCAAUGUCCAAAGGAUUGAAUUUGGGGAAUCUAUUUGAUCAGGAAAUCAAGAGGGAGACAAGAUUUACAUCAAAAUGUCCAGCUAAUGAGAUAAUCAGCAAAAUUGAAGAAGCGGCCAAGCCCCUUGGCUUUGAUGUUCAAAAAAAGAACUACAAGAUGAGACUUGAAAAUAUUAAAGCAGGAAGAAAAGGGAAUCUCAAUGUUGCCACGCAGGUAUUCCAAGUUGCACCUUCUCUUCACAUGGUUGAGGUCCGCAAGGCAAAAGGGGACACUUUGGAAUUUCACAAGUUCUACAAGAAUCUUUCGACCUGCUUGGAGGAUGUUGUUUGGAAAACAGAGGAUGAUAUGCAAGGAACAAAAACGUCUUAGCUGUAUGAAGAUAUCUAGUGAUUAUUUUUUUCUUUCAAAUUCCUUGGUCAAUUUUUGCAAUUGCCUUGGUCUCAUUCUUUGGUUUGUUGUUUUCUUUUAUGGGAUCCUUUUUUUUCUUAUCUCCCAUGAGAGAAUUUACUUUGGAAGGCUUCUCAGUUGAUUGUGCCCAUCCAUUUUGUGAAUUUAGGAGACUGGUUUCAUUAGAUCACUUCUAAGACUCAUAAUUCUAUUUACUAAUCUUGAAUUGGUGUAUUUGGCUUCUGUCAAAUAAGUAAAUAGAUAGAAUCACUUCUAUUUUUUCUAACUGCUAUCUAGUUCACAAUUCUCUUCUAGCAUUUUCAUUUUCUUGGUUCAUCAGGGUCUGUCUCUGCGGUAUAAGAAAGUAUACACCCAUUUAGGCAUGAAGAGUAGGAAGUAUCUUGGUUCUCAG